Gongylonema pulchrum is the source of this 411-nucleotide messenger RNA. NCBI's taxonomy places the organism in Eukaryota, Metazoa, Nematoda, Chromadorea, Rhabditida, Gongylonematidae. The record is from the annotation of a GenBank genome assembly.
AUGUCCACGUACUGUGAAAUAGACCUGAUCUUGCUCUUCACAGUUUCAGUGGCUGUGAAUUCCGGCACUGCAAACUGCAAGAAAUUUCAGUAUGACCUGCGUCGGGAAGAAAGUGUCGAGCUACGAGCAAUACUGGCAGCACGGUUCGAGCGACGAGCACAGACUUCAAAUUCACCGCGUCCGGACAGUGGGCAGUGGUCAGGUGUGCACAGUGACGAUGAAAGUUCUUGGGGUGAUCUGGAUGAAGAACUGAGUGUGGAGCGGCAGUGUCGGCAGCUGAAAGCACACAUCCAAACCCUCUCGCGGACAGUAGCGGAGCGGAAUACCGAAAUUGAACGGCUGGAGAAUCGCUUGAAUGAACUGGCACCGACGAAGGGGCCAAUGCUUUCAGGCAGCGAGAACAAGCCCUAA